Tyto alba (common barn owl) is the source of this 1570-nucleotide messenger RNA. RefSeq names its product zinc finger AN1-type containing 2B (gene ZFAND2B). Gene Ontology annotation, biological process: protein targeting to ER; proteasome-mediated ubiquitin-dependent protein catabolic process. The coding region runs from base 46 to 855 and encodes 269 amino acids. Lineage: Eukaryota; Metazoa; Chordata; Aves; Strigiformes; Tytonidae. Gene Ontology annotation, cellular component: endoplasmic reticulum; cytoplasm. The record is from RefSeq and is a predicted model, not a curated record. Gene Ontology annotation, molecular function: zinc ion binding. The transcript is spliced from 9 exons.
UGCCGGUAGCAGCGGGGCGGGACGGGGGGAAACGCCGCCGCCGCCAUGGAGUUCCCGGACCUGGGCGCGCACUGCUCCUGGCCCGCCUGCCAGCGCCUGGACUUCCUCCCCCUGAAGUGCGACGCGUGCGAGCAGAUCUUCUGCACCGACCACGUCGCUUACGCCCAGCACAACUGCACCUCUGCCUACAAGAAGGAUGUGCAGGUCCCCGUGUGUCCCCUCUGCAACACCCCGGUCCCCGUGAGGCGGGGGGAGAUGCCCGAUGUGGUGGUGGGUGAGCACAUUGACCGCGACUGCAAGUCCGACCCCGCGCAGCGCAAGCGCAAGAUCUUCACCAACAAGUGUUUGAAGCCUGGCUGCAAACAGAAGGAGAUGAUGAAGGUGAUUUGCGACCAGUGCCACAAGAACUACUGCCUCAAGCACCGGCACCCCCUGGACCACGACUGCAGCGGGGCAGGGCGUCCCCUCUCCAAAGCAGGGCACGCUGCAGUUGCGAGAGCCUACGCAUCCUCCUCCAAAACAGUCACCGGAUCGAGCAGUGGAGCUGCCUGGCCAGCAGACAGCCCCUCUUCUCCAGCCCCUGCCAGAGGAGGCAGAGCAGCCACCUUGCAGACUCACAGCCCCUCCCCUCCGGCUGUUUUGCUGCAGAAUGGGCUGAGCGAGGAAGAGGCGCUGCAGCGAGCUCUGGAGAUGUCCCUGGCAGAGUCAGCACACAGCUCAGCGCAGCCACCCAGCAGCACGCAGGAGGAGGAGGAUCUGGCCCUGGCCCAGGCGCUGUCAGCGAGCGAAGCCGAGUACCAGCAGUCGCAGCGGCAGGCGCACGGUACAAAGCCGUCAAACUGCAGCAUGUCCUAGGCAGGCGACACAGGGUGUGCCAGCAGAUGUGGGAUCCUGCUUGUGACCUGAGGAGUGUCUCUGGCUUCCCAUGUGGAUGCUGAGGGGUUCUGGCCUGGACACUGAUGACAAGAGCCUCUUGCCAGAGAGGCAAGUCACCUCCCUGGGGGUUGUAAGCGAGCCACCACACACACACUGACACCUCAGCCCUAGCACCUGCAUAAAAUCGGUGCAGCAAAUUGCUGAUGCUCCUGGAGAGGUGAAGACAGCGUGGGACGAGGCUGAGCACACUCACCAAAGCAAACAGCAGCCCACGGUGUGCACUUAGCCACAGCUGCCACGGCCGUGUCGCAGCACUGCUGGGACUGUGGGGUGAGGGAGGGGCCACGCGGGGACAUCUCUGCAUGCUUGGACGUACAGCCAGGACACGGCUGCCUGCUGCAGUAGUGAGGGGCUGGAUUUCGUGCUCUGGGGAGGGCCAUGCCAGCCCCUCAGCAAAGAGCAGCUGGGGCUGGGAUGGGCUCUUGCAUGGCACGGUUGAAUGUGCUGCCUCUUGGCAGUGUGAAAGCGGCCCCUUCCUCACGCCGCAGGCCCCCCCCCUCCCCAGGCUGGUUGCAUGCACAAGAGCGCCUUGGGCCUUACCCAACUCGGCUGGGGCCCAGGACCUCUCUGAGACUGAAUGGAGCUGCGUUUCCUUUCUGGUUUAAUUUAACAAGGGCCAUUAACUGAAAAGUAA